Messenger RNA from Closterium sp. NIES-65, 1416 nucleotides. NCBI's taxonomy places the organism in Eukaryota, Viridiplantae, Streptophyta, Zygnematophyceae, Desmidiales, Closteriaceae. The record is from the annotation of a GenBank genome assembly.
AUGUUCCUCCUCGUCGGCCGCUCUUGCCCACGUCAGACCGCUUUCCUCGUCGCCCGUGCUUUCCCUCAUUACCCUCCCCGACCCUCUGGUCGCAUAUGUUCCCGUAGUUGCCCACGCUCUCCCACGUUAACCACACAUCCCCUCGUCGCAAUUGCCAGUAGUAAACAUACAGCGCUUCAGAUCGUCACCCGCGCUCCUCUCAUCACCCUCGUCGACCCACACCGAUCCUCGCCGCCCUCACCUCCCUUGUCACCGACAUUCCCUCUCGUCGCUCGCGCUUCCCCUCAUCACCCGUGCCGACCCUCGCCGCCCUCGCCUCCCCUCGUCGCCCGCGCUUCCCGUCGUCGGGCUUGCCUCCCAGUCACUCGCGCUUCCCCUCGUCAUCCGUGUUUCCAUCCGCUCUUCCCCUCUCCCCAUCUCACCACCUCCAGCCCAUCCUUCCUCCCUCAUUCCAUCCGAAGGGGUGGGACAGAUGGGGAGGAACAGAUGGGGAGGAACAGAUGGGGAGAAACAAAGGUGGUCGCUUCCGCCACCACAAUCGAACAGCGUUUUGAUUCCCUCUCUGCUCCCCACCAUCCUCCCCCCAGCUCUCUCCCCGGCAUCUGCCCCCGUUCCCCCCAUCCUCUUCCCUGUUUCCCCGUAUCCCCUGCCGUGCUUCCCCCCAUCCUAUCCCCUCUUACCCCGUAUCCCCUGCCCUGCUUCCCCCCAUCCCCUUCCCUGCUUCCCCCCAUCCCCUUCCCUGCUUCCCCUCGUCCCCUCCCCUGCUUUCCCCCAUCCCCUUCCCUGCUUCCCUCCAUCCCCUUCCCUGCUUUCCCCCAUGCCCUACCCUGCUUCCCCCCAUCCCCCUCCCUGCUUCCCCCUAUCCCCUUCCCUGCUUCCCCCCAUCCCCUUCCCUGCUUCCCCUCGUCCCUUCCCCUGCUUCCCCCCAUCCCCUUCCCUGCUUCCCCCCAUCCCCUUCCCUGCUUCCCCUCAUCCCCUUCCCUGCUUCCCCUCGUCCCUUCCCCUGCUUCCCCCCAUCCCCUUCCCUGCUUCCCCCCAUCCCCUUCCCUCCUUCCCCCCCUGCUGCCUCCCAUCACUCUCAUUCUCCUUCCUCCCGCACUCACACCUCUCAGUCCUCUCGCACUCUCUCUCUCUCCGUCCUCUCGCACUCGCACUCUCCUCCCCACCACCCUCAGCCCUCCUUCCCCUCACACCCACCCAUGUUCCCACCUGCCCUCCCCAUCCCUGCCUUUCCCUCCCUGCCCUGCCCUUCCCUUCUCCAUCCCUUCUCAAACCUUCCCUUUCAUGUCAUGCCCUCACCUUCCCCCUCAUCUUCCGCCCUCCAGUUACCGUGCAUGUGCACCCAUCACUGUCUCCCCAUACCGGUACAUGCUUUCAUCAUUGGUGAAGCAGAGGAGCAAGCUGAGGCGCAGCUAG